Clunio marinus is the source of this 207-nucleotide messenger RNA. The record is from the annotation of a GenBank genome assembly. Lineage: Eukaryota; Metazoa; Arthropoda; Insecta; Diptera; Chironomidae.
AUGUUCAGUCAUCUCCGAUGUGAACGAAGAAGCUUCAACAAGAGAAUAGAUGAGAUCUCAAUUGUGGAGACAACUAGUUUUAAACGAAUAAGUGUUUUUGACGUGAAACAAAGGAAAAUGGAUGCACAACAACAGACUCAGAGUAGAAUGACAAAACCACGAGAAUACUUGAGAAGCAGAGAGUGGUUUGCCGCACGAAUGAAAUAG